AUGGCUCUCCCAAUAUGCAGUCCGUCACCACGCCUCGACCGCUUCGGACAGGCCAUGGAAUCUCUUUAUGGGAGUUUUAGCAGCAUUGACGAUCCAACAGAGUGGACUCCACCACCAAGGUCGGGUGGCCACCGGGGGCGAUACCUAUGGACAGAUGCCUUUGGGGUUGUCAAUUUUCUCACGAUGCAUAGCGAGUAUAGACGGACUGGAAAUGACACCAUUGGUGACGACCGUUAUCUGAUACUGGCAGCUCGUCUAAUUGAGACUGUCCAUGACGUUCUGGGUAAAACGCGAGAUGGCCGCUCAAGACUGCGAGGAGCGACAGACACAAACCCACUAAGCGGUGGGUUGAGAAUUGGCAAGACAGAUGCUCAUGGUCCGGACGGCGAUGGGCAAUAUCAUCAUUACCUCACGGUUUGGAUGUUUGCCUUGAACCGAAUGGCCAAAGCAUCGGGGGAUGUGAAGUACAACAGGCAAGCUGCAGAGCUCGCAAAGGCAAUACACCCAAGGUUCUUUGUGGAUCGCGCGGCGGCUCGGCCGAGAAUGAUAUGGAAAAUGAGCAUGGAUCUGUCAGAGCCAAUGGUCAAGUCAGAGGGUAAUCUUGAUCCGAUUGAUGGCUUUGUUAUUUUUCGACUCCUGCAGGCUACAGCCAUGGAAGCAGGUGAUGGCGCGGUCUUGACCGAGGAGAUUGAGGACUAUAGACGCACGAUGGAGCGCAAAGGAGAGCACUUUGUUUCAAGUGAUCCACUGGAUUUGGACAACUUGUUCGAGAUCAAUCAGUAUUUGGAGCGCAAUAUCCGAUUCCGGUUGGCCUUUCGCGAAUUCGGUACCUGCAUGGGCAUCCAAUGCCAGUCCGAGGUGAACGCUGAAAAAGAACGCUCGGUGGAUUUGAAAUGCUACUCCGAUGCUAUCAUUGCUGCUUGGGAUCCGUACAUGCAGCUAUCUAUAUCCGAUGAUCUGACACCAGUGGACUUGAGGCCUAUCACGCGGGUGAUGUAUGCGUCUGCAUUGAUCCCAGGUGCAUUUCAAGCAGGAUUUCUGGGACAGGAACCAACACCAACACUCUGGAAAUGA
Molecule: messenger RNA, 1074 nt
Organism: Penicillium coprophilum
Lineage: Eukaryota; Fungi; Ascomycota; Eurotiomycetes; Eurotiales; Aspergillaceae
Exons: 3
Coding region: 1-1074 (357 amino acids)
Source: RefSeq, a predicted model, not a curated record